Molecule: messenger RNA, 2681 nt
Organism: Danio aesculapii
Lineage: Eukaryota; Metazoa; Chordata; Actinopteri; Cypriniformes; Danionidae
Product: SLAIN motif-containing protein-like
Exons: 9
Coding region: 153-1910 (585 amino acids)
Biological process (GO): cytoplasmic microtubule organization; positive regulation of microtubule polymerization; microtubule nucleation
Cellular component (GO): microtubule plus-end
Source: RefSeq, a predicted model, not a curated record
ACGAGCUAACUAGCUCAACACAGCCAAAAUACUGUGUUUAUAGCAUAGCAACGACAAAACAGCGGUUUGCUUAUUUAAAAUCGAUUUAUUUUGUUAAAAUAUUGAAAUAAUAAAUCGGACAUUUGCCGAAACUGUGGCGAGAGGUGAGGAGAAUGGUGGUCCCUGAUAGUGGAAGUGAUAUUCAGCCAGCGGAUAAUGGUGAUACAGACAAGGUGAUGUCCAAUUCUGAGCCUGAACUCGACCCAAACCUGACCACGGUGGAGCUUGAGGAAGUCCGUAAACUACAGGAUCUAGUGCGGCAGCUGGAGGUUCAGAAUAAAACCCUUCAUAACAGAAGCAGAAAACAAGUGCUUGGAGGCACCAACAAUAGCAACCUUAAAGCAGGAAGUAAUAUUAAUAACCUGCACAAAGUCAUGGACACUUCUCCCAGAGCAGAGGACGCUGGGAACUUGGAACUCUCUGCUCCAGCAGACAGCAGUGGCAGUGAAGACAUGUCUCCACUACCUGACACCUCCAGGGCAGAGGAGCAGGAUGGGUUCUUAAGCUUGCCGUGUUCUUCUGGCUCCAAACAAACACUGGGAUGGUUUGUCACAAGUAACUGUGAUUCCGGCCUGCUGGGAGCAAGUGAAGCAAGUAUGGACCAAUCCGCCCUGGAUGAAGUCGAAGUACUUGACUUGGAGUUAUGUACUAAAGCUGAGGAUGAAGACAGUUGGUUGUAUGUCUCACCAAAAAAGGAGGUUAUGACAGACCAUGGACCUGAAUCACCACUGAAAUGGUGUAGAAAAGUUCUUGAUCACCCCAGUCCAGCAACUGAAGUCGCCUGUCGGACACUCAUCAACCGAUUAGACCAAUCAUCUAGAUGGAAGAAUGUGUACAGUAGCCCAUCUCAGACAUCUGAAGCUGGUGUCUCAGCAUCAUCUUCUGCUGGGUACCUCAAAUCAACUAAUAAAACACUACUAACCUCUGGCAGCUCAGGUUACAUGGGGAUUUAUUCUGCUCUCAGCUCACAGUCCUCUAUUGACAGUGAAUUAAGCUCAGAUGAAUCCAUCUCUAUGGGCUAUAAGCUUCAGGAUCUGACUGAUGUUCAGAUAAUGGCUCGCCUGCAAGAGGAGAGUCUCCGACAGGACUACGCAUCUACCUCUGCCUCACGUCGCAGCUCAUCUGCGUCCCUGCAGUCCCUACGUCGAGGUACCUACAGUGAUCAGGAAUUUGACUCAUACAGUCAGGAAGAUGAGGAGGAUGAAUGCUGCUCUCUGCCGCAGCAUCUACAGCGUUACUCUCCGUCACCCCACAGCUCUCCUCGCUGCCUUUCCCCCAGUACACUGGCUGAGUACAACCGCCUUUCUGCCCCUCGGCCACGCUUGUCCCGCUGUUCCCUUGCUGGCACAGGGGCUAAAAGUGAAGAGGAACUCAGACACAGCAUGCCUAACCUGACCCCACGCACCAGCCUGCGCUCUUUGGAGGCAGUCAGAAACAGCCGCAGCAUGGAGGCUAACUUACAGAGUUCUGGCAACCGCACGUCCUGCCUGCCCCACUCCCCUAAAGGUGCAUCAUCUUCAAGGAUGAGGAGUGAUGGCCAGUCUCCUCUUUAUCUGCGAGCCCCCAUGAAAGCUCUCAGCCCUGUGGGGUCUAUGUCUGCAUUGCGACAGCAUUCCAAAGGGCCACCUAGUGCUCAAGUGGGGCACACCGAAGCAAUGAGGAGGGUUCAGUCUCCUGGUCCCACAAAUGGUGUUGGAUAUUCAGGCUGCAGGACUGCUGUUGUUACCAGGCAAACGCCUGGAAGAGGCAUGACGCCGGCAUCACCUUCUUCCAGAGCUAGACUUCCACAGACUCCUAGAAGUAGAUCACUAGGAAUGACCAAACCAUCUGGCCACCUUACUGAUGAAUCCUGGAAAGAUGGAUGCUACUGAAGCCCUGAGAAUUUUGUCUGUGAAUUUCACAGAGAACUCCAGCGUGGUACCACUGCCUCUGAAGACACGGCAAGGAAAAUCAGCACAGAGGCCCUAAAACAAGAGUGAAGAUGAAUCAAAAGCCUCCAUUCAUAAGACUAAUAAUGAAUAACAAUGGGUCUGUUUCAGAGACUGAAACAUAGAUGGUAGGCUAAUAUUUGCUUGUAACAUACCUUUUUUCAUGUGAAAGAAGUUUGAAAAAGUAUGUAAACUUGAAUAAUGAAAAAAUGUUUACUCCUGUAGUUCAUGUAAUUUUUGUGACAUGUCGAAUUUAAUUCUUAGAUACUGUGGAUAACCUGAUUUUGAUCCUGCAUGUUUUUUUAAACAAAUGAUCUGUUAUUUCUAUGUAGAAAAAAGAGAAUAUUUUAAUUGAUGAAGGACUAGUUGUAUUCUGUAAAGGCAGACAUUUGUCUGUCCGUAUCACCAGGACACAAUGGAGCAAUUCGAAAGGAUAUUUUGUUUAAAAUUGACGUAAGGAGAAGGAAAUAAUUUAUGUUUAUUUACUUUUAUCUUAAUUGAGAUCACAGCAUUGUGCCAAGGUGCAUAUAACUACUGGAACACUGUUUCUUAAAGUGCUUGCAGUUUAUUACACUUUCACUAUGUCUGGGUGUUUGAAUAUGAAUUUUGAAGCCUGUAUAGUCUAGAUUUAAAUGUACCCUAAGGUGGUUAAAUUGGAAAUAUCACAGAGUAUGCAAUGAUAAAGGAGUGCCUCAAAAAACUCAAUAAAUCUAU